CCUCUGGCCUUUAGGGGGCGCCACAGUAGAAUCUCAUUUAUUUAUUUUGUUUGUAAAGUUUUCUUUCUUCCUACAGACUUUGAACUCAUCAUCAUAUUCGUCCUGUUUGAAUACAAAUCCCACAAUUCUCUGCGAGUGAACAUCUGACUAAAUCCAAACAGCUGUGUGUGUGUGUGUGUGUGUGUGUGCGCGCGUCCCUGGGGGCAGGAUGACAGUGUUAAUCUGAGGGGGCGGGCCCUGAUGGGAGUAAAAACCAAUAAUCCAUCCAAACAACAGACUGGAGGACAAAAAGAGAGAGAGCGAAAUAAAAGAUAAAAGGACUGCACCUUCAUCAUCAUCAUCAUCUUCAUCAGUGAGAAAAAAAACACCUGCUCAGGUGGAUCACCAUGACAACAGAGCCAGGUGAACCCCAGGAGGCCCAGCACAAAGAGGGGGAGUCUUUUACUGAAGCCACCGCCCACUCUACACCUAAACAGAGCGAGGAAGGCGGGGCCAAUCAGAUCCACGGCUCAUUGGCUGAAGACUCGACGAGUCACCUGUCGUCCAAUGUCACUCGUUCUCCAGCCAGAGGGACGAUCAACUUCUGGACAAUGAACACGAGAGUGACUCUCCUGGAUGGUUCCACCUUCACCUGCACUUUAGAGAAACGAGCUCGUGGUCUUCAGCUUUUUGAAAAAGUCUGUGAACAUGUGAAUCUUCUGGAAAGAGAUUAUUUUUCUCUGUCGUUCAGAGACACAGACGACAACAAGAACUGGUUGGAUCCAGCGAAGGAUAUAAAGAAACAGGUCAGAGGUGUCCCCUGGAACUUCUCCUUUAAUGUCAAGUUUUACCCUCCUGACCCUGCCCAGCUGUCUGAAGACCUCACCAGGUACUUCCUGUGUCUCCAGCUCAGACAGGACAUCAUCUCUGGUCGUCUUCCCUGUUCAUUUGCUACUCACACUGUCCUCGGUUCUUACACUGUCCAGUCAGAGCUUGGAGACUACGACCCAGAUGAAUGUGGAUCAAACUACAUCAGUGAACUGAGUUUUGCUCCAAAUCAAAGUAAAGAGAUGGAAGAGAAGAUCAUGGAGCUGCAUCAUAACUACAGAGGAAUGUCUCCAGCUGAAGCUGAAUUGCAUUUUCUGGAAAAUGUCAAGAAACUUUCAAUGUAUGGAGUCGACCUUCAUCACGCAAAGGACUCAGAGGGCGUGGCCAUCAUGCUGGGCAUUUGCAGUAGUGGUCUGCUCAUCUACAGGGACAGACUGAGGAUCAACAGAUUCUCAUGGCCCAAGAUUCUGAAGAUUUCAUACAAAAGAAACAACUUUUACGUCAAGAUUCGACCUGGAGAGUUUGACCAGUUUGAGUCCACCAUUGGUUUCAAGCUGUUUAACCACAGAGCAGCGAAGCGACUGUGGAAAGUGUGUGUGGAACAUCACUCCUUCUUCAGGCUGGUGUCUCCAGAGGAACCCCCUAAAAAGUUCCUGUCUCUGGGAUCAAAGUUUCGGUACAGUGGUCGGACUCAGAUUCAGAGCCGCAGGGCCAGCGCUCGGAUCUCCAGACCUGCACCACAUUUUACCCGAUGUGUCAGCAAGAGGAACCUGAUGAGCCGCAGCCUGGAUGGAGGCCAGAUGACCACGCCCACACCUUCGUUGAUUGGCUCUCCAGUCAUCACAGCCAAUGGCAGUCCUCACACAGAUAUGGGGGUGGGACUUUACGCGGCGUCUAAAUCCGUUGGCGUCAGUGACCUCAUGACCUCAGGGUCACCUGAGAGGAGGACGGAGAAGACACGAGGUGCACAGCAGGAAGUGAUAGAGGCGGCCAUGGAAGCGGAGCAGGAAGUGAUAGAGACGGCCAUGGAGGCGGAGCAGGAAGUGAUAGAGACGGCCAUGGAGGCGGAGCAGGAAGUGAUAGAGACAGCCAUGGAGGCGGAGCAGGAAGAGAUAGAAGAAGAUGAGACACUGACAAGAGUGAUGGAAGUGUCUCAGCAGAGUCCUCCAACUCACAAACAAGACACCAAGACAGAGUUGACUGACACAGCUAUGGACGGAGACCUGACUGCUACUGAGUCUGACCAGGAUGAAGACUUGAAAACUCAGGAGGCACUGGACAGUCCAGAGGACGUCCAGAAUCCUAGGCAUCAGGACAUCAGUGCUCUGAGACGCUCCUUCUUGGAGGGAGGACAGACAGGAGGAGGACAGACAGAGUGGGAGAGACGUCUCGCUGCGUCCCCUCUGCGCCGGGCGGACGACUCCCCCAUGAUUGAACCCUUGGAGCCAGAUGAGGAGGGUGGGGUCAAAAUAAACCAAGCUCCCCCUCAGCCAAUCAGAGAGAAGUGCCACACUGUUGGGCGGAGCUACGACACAACCUCAGGGAAGAUCGUCUCCGUGACGUCUCGGGACACUAGCUUCGACGUUACCAUGACAAUGAGUCUGGAGAUGGGCAGACAGGCUCCGCCCAUUCCACCGUCCACUGAUGAUGACAUCACAGGACGAACGCUGAUGACUAUCUGUGAGGUGAAGACACCAGUCUCACCGCUGGAACCACCGCGUGGCAUCUGUGCAGCCAUUAGUGAGACUGGAGGAGGAGGAGCCUCUGUGAUGUCACCUCUGACCCUCUGUCCAAACUCGUCUCAGGCCGCAGUGGCUGAAGCCGUGUUUGAGGAAAUGUCUCCUGAACUGAAGACGCUGCUCCGGUCAGCCAGAGAACAAGAAACUCUGCUGAAGACUUCUGAGAAUUCGGAUACGAAGUUCCUGAUGACGGAGUCACGUGACCACGACCGGCCACUUGUGGACCAGCACCAGAGUUGGGUGGGUGUGGACUCUGAUCAUGUGACAGGUUUCCUGCUGAGUUCACAAACAUUCACCUCAGAGACGGCCAAUACCAGCACCACCACACACAUCACCAAGACGGUGAAAGGAGGAAUUUCAGAAACAAGAGUUGAGAAAAGAAUUGUGAUUUCUGGAGACACUGAUGUGGACCAAGACCAGGCUCUGGCAGCAGCGCUAAGUGAAGCGAAGCGAGAACACCCUGAACUUUGUGUCACACGAGUCGUCGUCCACAAAGAAACAUGUGAUUCGUUAGUUUCACCACAGGACUGAAGCUUCAAACCUGCUGCAUCAUGGGAGCUGUAGUCCAGACAUCAGUGCCAACGACAGGAUUGCUGCAGACACAAGCACACACACAAACACACAGACACACACAAAGUCACUCUCUCACUCUGUUAGCAUUAGCUUGAUUGUAGCUUUAGUUAUUUUCAUGUUUAAGAUUAAACUUAAGUUUUAUAAAUGAAUGAUUAAAUUAUAACACAAAUUGUGUGUGUGUGUGUUGGGGGGUGCUGCCCAAAUUAGCUUUGGCUGUAUAAGCCCCGCCCCUCAAACAUGAUUGGAUCAUGUCUCUCACACUGUUAACGUAGCAUGAAUGCUAGCACUGUAACGGCUCUAUAUUUACCCAUAAUGCUCUAGUGUUGUGAAUCAUCUGUGUAUUUAUUUAUUGAUUGCACUCACACACUCACACACACAGACACCAAAUAUAAAUAAAGUGUAAAUAAACAACAGAAA
Molecule: messenger RNA, 3536 nt
Organism: Solea solea (common sole)
Lineage: Eukaryota; Metazoa; Chordata; Actinopteri; Pleuronectiformes; Soleidae
Product: protein 4.1-like
Exons: 25
Coding region: 387-3077 (896 amino acids)
Biological process (GO): cortical actin cytoskeleton organization
Cellular component (GO): cytoskeleton; plasma membrane
Molecular function (GO): structural molecule activity; actin binding
Source: RefSeq, a predicted model, not a curated record